AUGCUGAACUCCACUCCGAUCUAUCAACACCAGAUAUGGACAACAAUGUCCGAACUCGCAGGCCGACAAGCGUUAGACGAACUGAUCCUCACGCAACUCCUGGAUCAGCACGCACAGCGAGCCGGAUGGGUCGUGGACGAGGAUAACAUUCAAACAGAACUCGACGCGUUGAUUGCAACGCUGAAUCAAUCCACGCCGAGUGAAUCCUCCGCGCGACUGAUCGAGUCCGUUCGUGAGCGUCGCGGCCUAGGUCCAGCCCGUUUCAACGCCUUGCUUCGGAGAAACGCCAUCCUUCGACGCAUGAUCGUCAAGAGCCCGGAAAUCCCAGCCCUAGUCGAGCAAGAAACCCAAGCCGCGAUUGAGCGCUCAACUGAAUCAGUUUCAGAUGCACGAAUAAUCCAGCUACGCAAACGCGCGAUGCUCGUCGCCCAGCAAACGCUGAUGGAACGCAAAGCGCGAGAACUCGUGUCCAACGCCGAAGUGUUCAUCAUGGAUCGCUCCAUCAACUGGUUUGGUCAUCUCGCGGGCUGGGCAACGCUUUACAGCAUCGGAGUCACACUGGUAUUGGCUGCCAUACUAGAUCGGGAGGUUGAUCCGUGGAGCUUGGCGUAUGUCACUCUGUGUGCGCACGCUGGAUAUCUUCUAGAUCGCGUUAAGUUUCGCGAUCAGGAUCUGGAUCCUGCGGAUCUGAUGGCGGAACCUGAACGGCAUAGCUAUCUCCGCCGACAAGCGUGGUGGAUCCGUUGGCUCAUGAUCAUGGAGUGGGUCGCAGCGAUCGCUGUCGGAGCCAUGAUUUCUCCACUAUUGGCUGGCUUGGUAAUUGUGGGUGUCGCGGCAGGGAUUGGAUACGCGGGUUGGAAGCCUGGAAAGAUUUCGCGGCUUAAGGACCUCGCGGGACUCAAAGCGUUGCUGGUCAGUGGCGCGGUGACUGGGCUCGCGACAUUCACUGUCAAUCGCGGAGAGCUGGUUGUACUCGUGGAGUCGCCGAGCAUGCUUUGGGCGAUAUCAGGGAUUGGGCUCAUUGUGUUUGGGGAUGCGGUGCUCUGUGAUUUAGACGAUGAGUCGAGCGAUGAUGCAUUCCGGAUUGAUCUUGUGUUUGGCCCAACAUCGGCGGGAUUGGAUCGAUGGGCUGGGGUGACUGAGGGGGCUGUGUACAAACACUUUGGGAACAAAGAUGAUUUGAUCCGCGAGGCGUAUACGGCGAUCGUGGAAGAAAUGGCGCGGGACAAGCAGGUGCUGCUGAAAGCGGAUCUCCCUUUCAGGCAUGCAUUGAAGGCUUGGGUGAAGUUGACCUUUGAGUACUUUGAUGGGAAUCGCGAUGCGUUCACUUAUGUGCUCUUGAUGCCUCAUCAGAUGGCCGGGAAACUCGGUGACAUCUACAACAAACAGGGGGAUGUGUUCCGGUUGUUUCUGGAACAAGCGCAAGAACGCGGUGAAGCGAAAGGCAUCGACCUUGGAUUGGCAUAUGCGUUGUUCACUGGCGUCGUGCUCAAUAUACCACGGUUAAUCAACGAGGGGGUUCUGGAAGGGCCCGCUCUGAAGUAUGGCGACGAGAUCGCUGAGGUCGUGAUCGGUUUGCUUGCUGUUUAA
Molecule: messenger RNA, 1590 nt
Organism: Symbiodinium sp. CCMP2592
Lineage: Eukaryota; Dinophyceae; Suessiales; Symbiodiniaceae
Source: the annotation of a GenBank genome assembly